Molecule: messenger RNA, 3424 nt
Organism: Telopea speciosissima
Lineage: Eukaryota; Viridiplantae; Streptophyta; Magnoliopsida; Proteales; Proteaceae
Product: probable LRR receptor-like serine/threonine-protein kinase At1g74360
Exons: 2
Coding region: 67-3402 (1111 amino acids)
Biological process (GO): protein phosphorylation
Molecular function (GO): ATP binding; protein kinase activity; protein binding
Source: RefSeq, a predicted model, not a curated record
AAAAACUGAAGAGGACCGAAGACGACGACGAAGAAGAAGAAGAAGAAGAGAUAGAUUAGCUGGAUCAUGUCAGAAGAAGACGCUGAUUCGCACUGGUGUUUGUUAGUAUUGUCCUUGUUACUGCUCGCAGGUCAGAUAGUAGGAGCAAGCUCUUUACAGAGUGAUAAAGAAGUCUUGCUGGAACUGAAGACAUUUCUUAAAGCUAACAAUCCAUUCAACAGAGGUCGAUACAUGGAAUGGAACAACAAUUCUUCUCCUUGCGAUUGGCCUGGAAUCUUUUGCAGUGUCAAUGAACGGGUCACCAGAAUCAAUCUUUCCGACUACAAUAUCUCAGGCAAGAUGUUUGGAAAUUUCUCUUGUGUAACUGAGCUUUCAGAACUGGAUCUUUCCAAGAACACGAUUGAAGGACCCAUACCUGAUGAUUUUAACCGAUGUAAGAAUCUUAGAUAUCUCAAUCUCUCUCAUAAUAUCCUCGAAGGAGAGCUCAACCUCACUGGAUUAAUCAACUUAUAUACACUUGAUCUCACUGUUAAUCGAUUUCACGGUGGAAUUCGAUUGAAUUUCCCGGCGCUCUGCAACAAUUUGGUUACUCUAAACAUAUCGUUAAACAAUUUCACCGGCACGAUUGAUGAUUGCUUUAAUGAAUGCUGGAAGUUGCAACAUCUUGACCUCAGUGCCAACAAUUUCAGUGGUCAGAUAUGGUCGGGGUUUCAAAGGUUACGAGAGUUUUCGGUGGCGGAGAACAAACUAGCCGGAGAAAUAUCUCCGUCCAUCUUCACUGAGAAUUGUACUCUGGAACUUCUGGAUUUUUCAGAAAAUUACUUCAACGGAUCAAUUCCAAAAGAGGUUUCGAAUUGCAAAAAUUUGUAUUUUCUAAACCUGGGGGAUAACAAUUUCACCGGUUCUACUCCUUCGGAGAUUGGUUCGCUACCUAAUCUUGUAACCCUGUUAUUAGGGAAGAACAGGUUAUCAAGAGAAAUUCCAGAAUCAUUUCUGAACUUGACUCAAUUAGCAUUUCUGGAUUACAGUUGGAACAGUUUUGGUGGAGAUGUUCAGGAAAUCUUCGGGAAAUUCCAACAAUUGCAGUAUCUUGUAUUACAUGGGAAUUACUAUACAGGAGGAUUAACUACUUCAGGGAUCUUCAAGUUGCCGAAUCUCCUUCGAUUAGACCUCAGCAUCAACAACUUCACCGGUUCAUUACCAGUUGAACUCUCGGAAAUGCCGCGUUUGAAGUACUUGUUCCUCGCCUACAAUCAAUUCAAUGGUUGCAUUCCACAAGAAUUUGGGAACUUCUCUGCCAUCCAAGCACUCGAUAUCUCCUACAAUAGAUUGAUCGGAAAUAUACCUCCGACGAUUGGAAAACUGAGUUCUCUGUUAUGGUUAAUGCUUGCAAAUAAUUCGCUUACAGGGGAGAUACCUCAUGACAUUGGGAACUGCAGCAGUCUAUUAUGGUUAAACCUCGCAAACAAUACAUUAUCAGGAACAAUUCCUGCUGAGAUAUCGAAUAUUGCCCAAAAUCCUACCCCAACAUUUGAGUCGAAUCGACAUGGCAGUCGAGUCCCUGCCGGUUCCGGCGAGUGUUUGACAAUGAAGCGGUGGAUACCAACGAACUACCCACCUUUCAAUUUUGUGUAUUCUCUGCUUACUAGGAAGAGUUGCAGAAGGAUUUGGGAUUCGUUACUCAAAGGGUAUCCAAUCUUCCCAGUCUGUGCCACUGGUUCAAUGGUCAGAACUCUACAAAUCACCGGUUAUCUCCAGCUUACCGGAAACCAGUUCUCGGGAAAGCUACCCCCAGAAAUCGGCAAGUUACACAAUUUUACUCUCGUUCAUAUUGGAUUCAACAAUUUUUCUGGAGAGCUCCCACCUGAGAUUGCAAAUAUGCCGCUCACGGUCCUAGACGUUUCUCACAAUGGGUUCUCUGGUAAAAUUCCUUCAGAACUCGGGAACGCCAUCUGCUUGCAGAACCUGGAUUUGUCUCACAACAAUUUCUCCGGCGAUUUCCCUUCAAGCUUGAACAAUUUGACUGAACUGAGCAAAUUUAAUGUCUCCUACAAUCCACUCAUAACCGGUGUAGUUCCAUCGACUGGACAAUUGGCCACGUUCGAGGAAGAUUCAUUCCUCGGAGAUCCUCUGUUAAAUCUUCCGAAUUUCAUGAACCACAGCAAUAGAAAUUCCCCACCACCGUCAAUCAGGAAACCCAAAGAAAAUCGAAAGAAAACAAGGAUGAUAGCUUUUCUGGUGUUCUUAGUUCUCACCUCCAGUUUCCUCGUAGGUGGAGUUAUGUCUAUCAUCUUCUGUAUCGUCUUCAAGACUCCAGCAGACCCACCCUUGGCGUCUCUGUCAGAGGACUCAAAGGAAUGCCACAUGGUGAUUAGCUCCGGUGGAUUAUCAUCGGAAAUAACAGAUUACGUCAAGGUCAUCCACUUGGACAAAACGGCAUUCACUUACGCCGAUGUCAAGACGGCCACCGGAAACUUCUCGGCCGAAACAAUUAUCGGCACCGGAGGAUUCGGCACUGUUUACCGUGGCGUAUUACCCGACGGAAGAGACGUAGCUGUGAAGAAGCUUCAGAGAGAAGGCUUCGAAGGGGAGAAAGAGUUCAAGGCCGAAAUGGAGGUUUUGAGUUGCAGCGGCAUCGGGUGGCCGCACCCGAAUCUCGUAACGCUUUACGGUUGGUGUCUUCAUGGGAAGGAGAAGCUUCUAGUGUAUGAGUACAUGGAAGGUGGGAGCUUGGAAGUCCUUCUGCCAGAUCGGACGAAGCUGACUUGGCAAAUGCGAUUGGAGGUAGCUACCGACGUGGCACGGGCGUUGGUUUACCUACACCACGAGUGCUUCCCUGCUAUCGUGCACAGGGAUGUGAAGGCUAGUAAUGUGUUGCUGGACAAGGGAGGGAGGGCACGUGUGACAGAUUUUGGGCUGGCUAGGGUAGUGGAUGCCGGAGAGAGCCACGUCAGCACGAUGGUUGCAGGGACGGUUGGGUAUGUGGCACCAGAGUAUGGGCAUACGUGGCAUGCGACAACGAAGGGUGACGUGUAUAGCUUUGGUGUGUUGGCAAUGGAGUUGGCAACAGGGAGGAGAGCACUUGAUGGAGGGGAGGAGUGUUUAGUGGAAUGGGCCAGAAGGGUUAUUGGGGAUGGAAGGCAUAGGCAUGGGCUGGGCUGGGCUGUGGUUCCGGUUGUACUUCUGGGCUCUGGGCUUGCUGAGGGGGCAGAGGAGAUGUGUGAGUUGCUACGGGUCGGCUUGCGGUGCACCGCAGAGGCCCCACGGGCUAGACCAAAUAUGAAGGAAGUUCUGGGAAUGUUGGUGAAGGUUGCCAAGAAAGAAAGUGAUUAUGGUAAUGAAUCUGCUUCACCAUCCAAAAAUGUGAAGGUUCAAACCUUGAAAUUGUCCAUAGAUUCAUGAUGAGUAAAUUUUCAUUUAAUUU